Molecule: messenger RNA, 4680 nt
Organism: Dunckerocampus dactyliophorus (ringed pipefish)
Lineage: Eukaryota; Metazoa; Chordata; Actinopteri; Syngnathiformes; Syngnathidae
Product: forkhead box protein N2-like
Exons: 5
Coding region: 1612-2706 (364 amino acids)
Biological process (GO): regulation of DNA-templated transcription
Cellular component (GO): nucleus
Molecular function (GO): cis-regulatory region sequence-specific DNA binding; DNA-binding transcription factor activity
Source: RefSeq, a predicted model, not a curated record
GACAACGUAUACAAUAAUUCCUCGUUUAUUGUGGUAAAUUGGCUCAUAACGCGAUAUAUGAGUCGAUGUUAAUAAAGUUAAUAUUUUUGUAGCUGAGUUUAACAUUAUUAAAGCCCUGUAGACAUGAACUAACGCCCCGAUAGUCACUUUAACGCCUAUUAGGCUUUGUUUACAUCACGUGGGCAGGCUACGGGGAUAACUGCAGGGACAUAACAGACGGCCACCACCAGCAUAGCAAGCUACCGAGCGAAGUACUUAGCCUCUCCAGUGUAGUUACUCUAACCUUAAAGUCAACAAAGAGUGGGGAAGGAGGUCAAAUAACACAAAAACGUACCACUUCCAGACGGAAUGAGAGGAGAACCUUCUUUUCACUCGAUCUCAGCCACGGCAUGUCAGCUGGGCUCUGCUGGCUCAGUAGCCAGACUCAAUGCAGUGUGAAAGGUAAUGUCAUCUUACGUCACGUCUCAUAACAUUACUGAUGCCUGAAGACCAAAAAACUACAAGAUAACUUGUCCGUCCAAAUUUUUGAUGAAAAAAUAGGCCAUAGUCAACUAAAACUAGUGAGGGCGCGAUAUUCAAACUGUGAUAGCAAGGGAUUCAUGUAUGUUAGUGAUGUGCGGGUCGAGACUGAUAUAUCGCUUUAUCAGCUAAAAUAAAGUUAUCAUUUAUUUAAAUGGCUUUAUUAGUUUACUCUUUAAAUUCCACCAAUCCAUUUUCUAUGCCGCUUGUCGUUCACGUAUUUUAUGUGAUUUUGUCCUGUUUUUUUCUGUUGUUGUAUAUUAGCUUGUCUAUAUGGCGCGGCUCCCUCAAUAUACUCCAGGGUUUAAAAUAAAUUACUUCAAUAAACAAUGAAAUUAAUUGAUUUGAAUUAAUAAUUUCUUUAAGCGCCGUGUAUUCUUUAUGCUAUGAUAUGAAAUGCACAACUAUUUUAUAACAAUUUACCAGACAGGUGAAUUUGCACAAAGUAUCGGUAUCGCCGAUGCUCGCCUAAAUUUGACUCAGUAUCAGAUCGAACACGGCAUCGGCGGGGUCGGACACCACCACUGUAUACGCCAGUGCACGAGGCGACACUUCCCACUCCCCCUUUAAAGGCGGAACGACAAAUUUUCAGUUUAACUCCUUAUUGUGAAGAAUAUAGACACUUUUUGUACAAUCUGUGCUCUGAAACCACUAUCGGGAACACAUGGUGGUGCACUUAUAUUUUUUGCGGUGAAAAAAUUUGCAUGACGUUCACAAAGCGUUACCAGAAGAGUAACAACUUCCUGUUGGUGUCCCAAUGUUUGAGUCAAUGUUUUUUUUUCCAAACCACUAUCUUGUGAAGGUUUUGUGUGUUUGCAUCUUUCUCAAGCCGUCUGUCUUGUGACGCUCCUCCACCGGGUACGCGCUCGCGGACUCGCAGGCAGCAAAGCGUCCCUUUGGUUUCCAUGGCAACUCAACCACAACUCAACACGCACUUGGAGAUCCGCCACUCUCCUGACUUUAAGUUUUGGUCCGCAUAAAUUCACCUUUAACCCCGACAAAGGCACAUUUUGGCGGCCUUCCUUUCCAGUGCAACUCUUUGGCCUCCUGCGCCGUAAAGGUGAGUGACAGAAGCGUCCUCCUGAGAGCGAGAUGGACAAUAGCUGUCACACACUGCCCCGCCUGUCUCCGUGUCCUAUCGCUUUCGGAGGCCCCUUCUCUCCCUCCCUGCCCAGCCACCACAUCUCCCUCCCUCUCUCGCCCAUCUGCUUCCCGCCAUCCCCGACCUCCCUUUCUCCGGCGACAGCAGAUUCUCUCCAGUCCUCUUCGUCCCCCCUUUCCGACUGCACGGCGUCCCAUCACCUGGAGGGGGGACCUCCUGCGAUAAGUCCCUCAUACCAGGAUGACCUGACCUGCCUCAGCUGGCUGCAUCAGAGAGGAAACCUGCUCCCCCUGCAGCCACUUUCCAAAGCGACACCGCCGCUGCUUCAGCUGGAGUCGGCCAGCCAGCAUCCUGCCUCCGCCAAGCCACCGUAUUCCUUCAGUAGUCUGAUUUUCAUGGCCAUAGAAGACUCGCCAGACAAGAGGCUCCCGGUGAAGGACAUCUACGGGUGGAUUGUGGACAAUUUCCCCUACUACAGGACGGCCAGCGCAGGAUGGAGGAACUCGGUGCGCCACAACCUGUCCUUGAGCAAGAGCUUCUGUCGCAUCGAGAGGGACAAAAGUCAGUCGGUUGGGAAGGGAUCUCUGUGGUGUGUGAGUCCAGAGCAUCGAGCGGCGCUUCUGGAGGUGUUGAGGAAGAUCCACACGUUCCACAGCACCAACCGCAACCUGGUGAACAAGCCUGCCCUGCUGGAAGGAGCAGACUAUGGCAUGUCUGCAGUGUGCGACUCGAUGGAAAUGUCAGAUUCCCUUCCUCACUCCCUCAUGCUCACCCCAACCCUGGCCUCUGAUAAUCCAGCGUUUGACAACCACCCGGAUUUUCCUUUGACCCCGGAUCACGAGGAGCUGGUCGCCAUAGAGCCGGUGGAAUACCGGCAAGAGGAGCUCAGCGGGGACUUGGAGAAAGACCCCCUGGCCGACAGCGGCUACAUUGAGUUGCAUUACUACCAGUCUCAAGAGUACCAGUACCUGGUGUUGCCGGACGACACCGAGCUGGACCUGGAGACUGUGGAAAUCCUCCAGCUGGAUGCCGAUGCCCAGGAGGCUGCUGGGUCACUCCUGGACUUAGCAGGGGGAGGAUAUUAAGAUAUUAAUAUAUUAAUACCAAUGGAUUGGAUAAUUGUUGCCUUUUCUGCCUCUUUUCUGUGACGAAGGCACUGCCCAGUGAUUUAGUUGUAGUUCACUUUCCUUGUAAGUCAGCACUUUUGCCCAUUUGUGGACAAAAUAUACACUCUUUGUACUCUUUAGGGGGAGUAUUUCCAAUUAUCUGUAAUUCUCCGGUCUGGAAGAUGUCCUUCCAACUCAAAUAACACCACUGUUUCUUCAUACAGUCUUUGUCCUGCUGUUACAUAGAUAUUAAUGUGCAUCAUAACCCCCCCCAGUAGCCUAAAUAUUGGAAAGCUUUAAUGAAGUCUUUAAUGAGGCAAAAGAGAAUAUGAUAGACCAAGACAGACGUUUUAAUGUUGAACCCAUGAUCUUUAUUAUUUUCGUGCAUUCCAUGCAGAAGAAAUGAGGGGUGCCCAAAGUUCAGCCCGGCGGCUCAUUGCAGCCUGCAGCUUGUUUUUUAUUGGCCACGUGGCCUAAUUGUAGAAAUUAAAACCGACCACCAGCUGCAUCAUGACACAAAAGUAAGGGUGCACGAUCAUUAUCAUAUCAUUGAUAUCAUUGAUAAAUCCGAUAGCAUUAAAAAUAGCUCUGAUAACCGAUAAUUUAAAAAACGCUCCAGUGAGGCCAGAUUACCCAUACUGUGCGGGUGAGCAGAUCAAGCGCUCCUCACUUCUCCUGCUUCGUAAAUUUGUAUCUUCCCCCUGAGCUUGCUUGUAAACAAACUUUCACUUUCAGGGGAAGACAUUUCGCGUUGUAGUUGUACCAAAUGCUUCACGAGGAGUGGGAAAAAAAACAUUGAUCACACAAAAAACCUUAAAAGCCACCUUAAAAGCCACCUGAAACGCCAGCCACACGCCGUUUGAAAAGUGCAAAAGGUUUGCCAGAGACCUCCGUGGCGUAACACCGGCUACUCGUAGCAUGUGCCCGAAUACAGUGCACCUUGCUGGGCCACACCAGGUUGUGCUUCCCACUCUAUACUCUGGUUCUCUUGACCUCCACAGCGGCACACUGGGCGCUUGGAGCAUGUGCCCAAAUACAGUGCACCUUGCUGGGUCACAGCAGGUGGCUCCCUCCCCUCUAGACUCUGGUUCUCCUGAUAGUAGUGAUGUACUAAGGUGCAGUUGGUCAAAUCCUAAUUUGUUCCAGUCCUUCUUAUCACCAGGUGUGCACAAAUUACACUUAUAUCUAAAUUUUUAAAAAGUAGAAUGAAAAAAGUUAUGGGUAUAAUAUCGGGCUUGAGAAGCAGAAAGUUAUUGGUAUCGGUUUAAAAAAAAAAAGAUACUCUGCGUCUCUGAAAAAAAGUUAACACGUUGUGAAAAAAAAUAAAAGGUAUUGAAAUAGCUAUCACAAGAUUAAGAUCAAGCUAAUACUAAAAACUAUUUGAGUGUAACACCUAUCUGAGAUGUAGGCCGUUAGUUUUCCCGAAUAUACAUUUCAUUGCUUUCGAUAUCGUGACCUACAUUGGAUUGCUUUUGGCGUGUGUUAUAAACAAAAGGUUAAAAAUGACAAGAAUUGGAUUUUUCUGGAGUGGAGCAAGUUUGGACACCCCUGUUUUAAAGUAAAAAAAUAUAUAAUACUAACUUUUGUUCUGUUUUAACACUAAACUGUGGCCUCAAAGUACAAUAUAUACUAGAUGUAAAAAAAAAAGUCCUCCACAACAACUCUGCAAUGACCCAUCAUGCUACACUGACUCACUAUUGCCCACCAGAUAAGGCAUAGUGUAAUACUGUAUAUUCAUUUGUUUAUCAUUUAUUUGGCUUUGAAUGUGUUUGAAUGUUUAUUUGGCUUGAGAAUGUGCUUAUUUAUGAAUGUCCUAUAUAUACACUUCCAAAACAGCAACACUGCCAUUUCAGGGUCCUCUCCACUGUAAACCUCAAUUCCUACAAAUUGUAUUUUUUUUAUUUUUUUGCCUUACUUUUUUUAAUCUAACAAAUUAAAUCUGUCAUUCUGUUA